GCAGAUUUACCGCACAGCGCACGAGUUCUUCUGGGUGAUAAUCUGUCUGCUAAAAGAGGAAAUGUUAUUCCUGACGACUGUCGCUCCCUGGCUGCUGUUGGCCUUCCUCGGGCAGCAGGUCUCUCUCUCCUCCGGUGCGCGCAAUAAGCACCGAGGAGCAGACAAGUCGGUGACUGCAGCCCCGGACAAAGCGCCAAGGAGCGGGGACAAGUCUGCCGCAAACGGCCGUGGAAAGUUCUCCAUCAACAACAAGAUGCAGUGCACGUGGGGGGCCAAAGCAGUCGGGGACGCGGUCAAGCUGUCGGUGAAAUGCGAGGACCGGGAGGCGCGCACCAAAGGCGGAGUCACGGAUAUAAAGUGUGAAUACAACGGUAAACCUCAGAGCUGCGCGGGAUACAAGUCCAACAACAAGGGCUUCUGGAAACAGGUGGCGCGUGCGUUCAAAAAGCUGCAGGGCAAAGUGUGCAGCGACGAGAGCAAGCUGGUGAGGGCUGGCAUUUGUAAGCGCGCGCCCAGGGAUGCGCACUUCAAACUGGACGUGAGCUCCGUCAACCUCGCUCAGUCCGGAGAGGCGGAAACUCACGUGCCACCACCGCCGCAGCCUCGCGCCACCGCUGCAGCUCCGGUCAAACCGACUGCAUGCACAGCGCGCGUGAACCAUCUGAAAACAGCUGAAGAGAACUGCAGCGGCUCGUGGGCCAGCGUGUGCAACUUCUUCCUGACCAUGCUGCAGAGCGAGGACUGUUAG
Messenger RNA from Notothenia coriiceps (black rockcod), 748 nucleotides. Its product is annotated as fibroblast growth factor-binding protein 1-like. The record is from RefSeq and is a predicted model, not a curated record. The transcript is spliced from 2 exons. The coding region runs from base 62 to 748 and encodes 228 amino acids. Gene Ontology annotation, molecular function: growth factor binding. Lineage: Eukaryota; Metazoa; Chordata; Actinopteri; Perciformes; Nototheniidae. Gene Ontology annotation, biological process: cell-cell signaling.